AUGUCCGACCUCGCCGCCGAGUUUCCAGGGGACGCCUACAACCUGGUGUCCCGCAACUGCAACCACUUCUGCGACGCCGCGUGCCGCCGCCUCGUCGCCGGCCGCGCACGCAUCCCGCGCUGGGUCAACCGCCUCGCCAAGAUCGGGGUCGUCUUCACCUGCGUCAUCCCGGGCAACGGCCGCGCCGUCGUGCGCGGCCGCGGGGGCGGCGAGUCGUGCCCAUCCUCCGCCGCCGCCGCCGCCGUCGGGAGCCGCUCCGCGCGCCAGGAGGCCUCGCCCGCGCCGCCAAGGACGAGGACGUUCUUCCGGUCCCUCUCCGUGGGCCGGCGGAAGGACCUGACGAUGCCCCGGCCGCUGUCUGCCUCCCCACCGCCGCCGCCGCUGCCGCUGGCAGACGCCUCGACGUCAACGUCGUCGGGGUCCACGACGUAA
Molecule: messenger RNA, 432 nt
Organism: Miscanthus lutarioriparius
Lineage: Eukaryota; Viridiplantae; Streptophyta; Magnoliopsida; Poales; Poaceae
Source: the annotation of a GenBank genome assembly